UCACCACCACUGCCAUGUUGUUCUGCAAAUACACUGAUCAGCAGGGAGACGGAAGUGUUUAUUUCUAACAUCACGGUGGAGUUUUAACUGUUAAAAAAACAACAACAAAAACCUGUCACUCUAUGUUUUGUUUUAAAGGGUCGUGAAGUACCAGUGAUACGAGCUGGCUGUCAUUCAUGGCAGGAUGAGAAAGAAGCAGACUGCCAAACAGAGGAAGACCGAGGAGACACCAGUAGUCCAGGAGUUUGUGGUAGAAAAAAUAAUUCGCCGCAGGAUCUUUAACGGGCGAGUGGAGUACUUCCUGAAGUGGAAAGGUUUCACUGAUGCAGAAAACACGUGGGAACCUGAGGACAAUCUGGACUGCCCUGAACUCAUCGAAGAGUUCCUGAGAAACACCCCUUUCCCAGAGGGGAAUGAGGAAGAUCAAACCCAGCAAGAGUUAAUUCCAAAAGAAGAAAUGACAGAGCAGGAGACGGAAAUUUCCUGUAUGCAGUCUCAGCAGCAGGCUCACACUGUGCAGAGCAACAGCGAGCCAAGCGACACGCAGUCAGAUACCCCCACUAACCUCAGCACUUACCUCGAGCCUGAAUGCAUCAUUGGCUCCACAGACAGACAGGGAGAGCUCAUGUUCCUCGUCAAAUGGAAGAACUCCGACGAUGUGGCCCUGCUGCCGGCCCGCGAAGCCAGUGCCAGGUGUCCCCAGGUGGUCAUCGACUUCUACGAGCAGAAGCUGACCUGGCACUGCGGAGACGAGGAGCAGUGAAAUGUGUGCGUGGGUUGUGUACAGAGGCAAACUGAUAAACAGCUGUGCUCUCGCCUGAAGCUUAGUUUAACCUCCAUCGAGUGUCCUCCUUCAGCUGACAUUAGAGGCACAACUGUGUGAAAUUGCGCUGCAGGUAGAAUUCCACAUUCUGGCAGGUGCGAGAUCCUCAGCGGGGACGGAUUUUUAGUGCUCUCAGUCCCACGGUGCUCAAUGAGGUCUGUGUGCCUUUGUGGAGACUGCGAUGGGGACUAAAACUAACCUUUGUGUAGAGCAGCUGAUCUGAGAUCAGACUAACCUGUAGCAGCUUUGGUCUCGCGUAAGCAGACACAAUCACUGUGGACAUGCAUUUCAUUUUUAUUGCUAUGUAGUCAUAGAAUAUUUGUGGUCACCUUAGCUGUUUGAUGUGUUCUUUAUAUCUUUUAUUAUGUAGGUAGAGUGAACUAACCGCCGUCUAAUCCAUUCCUCCAUGUAGCUUUUAGGCAGAGCUGAAGAUUUUAGACCUGUUGUGCUAACAUUUGUCGUUUGAACCUGUUUUGUGUCUGGUGUUUAUAACCACAGCUUUUACUGUGUCUCUUUGUGGCCCUUGUGUUUGAUGUGGAAUAUUAAAAAAAAAAUUGCCCACCAUAAAAAAAUUUUUUUUCCAAUCAGCUGCUAAAUACCAAAUAUAAUCUUCUACUCAGUAUUGGAUUAUAACAAGAUUAUUAGUGAGUUUUUUUUAUAUAUAUUUUAAAUGGUGCUUAAACAAAGUCCUGGCACAAUCAAUGACAUUUUCUUAAAAAUUCUAAAAUAAAUCAAUUGAGAUUAACACAAAAACUUUUGUGCACCAGUGAUGGCUAAUAAAUUGUUGAAUGUAGCACUUUAGAUAUGAGACUGUCCAAUUACUGUACAAACUGCAUCGUCUUCAAGUAAUUAUACAGGUCUGUGUACAUGUUAACUGUAUACUGAUGGCAGUGUCCUGACUCGCCGUAUCUCCCAUGACUGUUAUGUUACACUCAGCUGAACCAUAAACCUCCAAAAAAAAGAAAACACCUGCUACUGAAUGACUUUAACUGUUGACCAUGAAUCUGUGAAGUCUCUGUGAAUAAA
Molecule: messenger RNA, 1849 nt
Organism: Anoplopoma fimbria (sablefish)
Lineage: Eukaryota; Metazoa; Chordata; Actinopteri; Perciformes; Anoplopomatidae
Gene: cbx3b
Product: chromobox homolog 3b
Exons: 4
Coding region: 185-763 (192 amino acids)
Biological process (GO): negative regulation of transcription by RNA polymerase II; chromatin organization
Cellular component (GO): nucleus; pericentric heterochromatin
Molecular function (GO): chromatin binding
Source: RefSeq, a predicted model, not a curated record